UUUAGCAGAAGGCAGCCGCAGAAGCAGGACUGGGCAUCCUCUCUUUUCCUCUGCACCUGCGGCAAUAGCUGAGCCCAGGAGCGGGCUGCACUUCUCACAAGGAAAUGUUACUGUAGAAGAUUAGUCAGAUGCCUCCUCUACUUUCCUUGCAUCACAUGGUGUGUCAUGCAAGGUUAGAAAUACUGACCUCAUAAUUUAAAUUAAAUAAUUAGACAAACACAAUGGAAGGCACUUAUACUGUCCUCCAGUUGCACAGACCCAUUAUGGAGCUUUGCUACGUCAGCUUCUAUCUCCCAAAGGGGAAAGUCAGAGGUUUCACAUACAAGGGCUGUGUAACUCUGGACAAGUCCAGUAAACAUUUUCAUCGCUGCUAUCGAGUGAGCGAAGGCUCGGAGGCAGUAGGAUCGAGAGGGCAGACCUGUGAAAACAUUGGAGACAUCUUCUUCAAGCAAACAACUACUAAGGAUAUUCUCACUGAGUUGUAUAAACUGAAUGCUGAGAAGGAGAGGCUGUUGGCUACUCUCCUUAGUUCAAGCCACAUUCUAGGUGUUAAAAUGGGGAACCAGGAGGGGAAGCUGCAAGACAUUUCUGAAAGCCUGAAAUAUAGCCAUGAUGGCAGACAGGGUUUCAAGGAUCAACAAGAGUCUCUUUCGGGAUCUAUGGAGAAGAGGUCCACUCCAAAAAACAAAAAAACCAGGAGAUUCAGCAAACGUAGAGAGAGCAUUGAGGACUUCAUAAACAAGAAAAUGAAAAGGAAGACUCCUGGCGUUUUGGAGCCAGCAGCAUUAAACAGCAAAGCAAUGUUGUUGGGAAAUGAUAAAUUUCUUUCUGCCAAAUAUUCCAGCUCAUUUGCAUGUUCUCGUCAGGAGAAGGUGGAAGACAAAGAUGAUUUAUCAUCAGAUGUGAAUAAACUGGCAGAAGGAUCCAAGAGAGAGUGGUAUUUGCUUGAGAACAGCCGGGCUUUGGGGUCUGAUACAGAUCUCUCUGUUUCUUUCUCUGAGUAUGACAAUGAUGUGUUUGGACACUGUUUUGCACAUAGCCAUAGUCUGCUAGAUGAUGUAGAGGACACCCUUAAAGGGAUCCAGGUGCAGCAGAGCAGCCCGUCGCGGACCUCUUUCCAGGGAACGUCAACCAAUGAAUCUGAGGCUUUUGAGAAGACCUCAGCCUCUGAAAUGGUGCACGGUUAUGAGCGUAUUGCAGGAAACUGCAAAAGCAAGCCUCACGUUGGAGUGGUCUCAAAAGCGGAAGUCUCUGAAUGCUACCUGCAGAACAUUGGACGCGCCUCUGGGGAAUACUGCGAAGUACCUUAUGCCUCAAGUGAGGGGAGCAAAGAAUCUGUCGGUUCUGGUUUCGCCACUGUAAAACAGGAGAAAGAGCAGAAAGGCUAUAUUCCACAACAUAAAGGAGAACAAGACCAUGUUAUUGACGACUCAUGUAGUCUAGCGGGAGUCGUCAAUAAAACCUUACUGAAAGUUACACAGUAUGACAGAUUAGAUGAAACGGCAGAAUGGAAGCGAUUACAGGCUGUUACAAGAGCAGACAGAAGCCCAGCAGGCUUGGUAUAUGAAAAAAGAGCUACGGUACCCCAGGAGGACAAAAAGCAUUUGUCUUUACACCUGCCAAUAAAUCUGAAUCCCGAUACUUGCCAGGCAAGGACCAUCAUUAAACAGGAAGAUAAAAGGCCACUGUCUCCGUCCUUAGUAGCAAUUAGCAAUGUUUUUAAUAAUUCCUAUCCACUGUCCAAUACAUACAAACAGAUGUCGCCUCUUCCUUCUCCUUUAUCCUCAAGUCUGCCUAGCCCACAGCUACACCACAGAAUACUUCCAUUGCCCAUGCUUGACACUGAAGAAGAGUCUGGCGCUAGUGAUGAUUGCCGUUCAAGACAUUCCACUACAAAUUUCUCAUUGGGCAAAGAUUUUGAAGCACAGUUGCAACUCAGGUUUUCUGAAUUUGGACAUCCCGGACUUUCUGUGAAACAACCAGGGCUACAUCAAGUUGCCAGUGAGGACGACUUUGAAAAAAGCACCCUUCAAGACAAAAACCGUGUUCAACUACAGCACAAACUGCACCCAGGUAUUCCAUCAGAUGCUGCUUUGAAGAAUGACUUUUCAGAACAGGCAGCUAAUAUACAUGCCACAAAUAAAGAUGGUGAUGCCUGGGUUUUAGGUUGCAGGUUGGGAGAAUCUUAUCCAUCUACCUGUUUCAGUGAGUCAGAGAGAGCUGACAGAAAUUCACUGCGCCUGGACCUAAAUGUGAGUAGUUCUAUCAAUGACUUUAUUAAUUGCUAUUGAUUCAAACUGUUGUUUAUGAAAUAGUCCACUAACGACAUAGUUAAUUAGCUCUUCUUUUUAAUGUAUAAUUUAUAAGACUUCUGUUCUACCCUGAAUACGGGAUUCACAGUAAUCUCCUGUCAAAGAGACUGCUCAGGCCCAUGCCUGAUUAGCGUCAGCAAUGCUACAACCUCAGAUGUUUACAGACCAUUAUUGGGUUCCAGGCAAUAAAGCCUUUAAUAUUCUGAUAUUGUGAAGCCAGUUUCAUACUAUCAUGCAGCAGUUUUCAGCCAAAUGAUCAGCAACUGCUGCAGCAGUGCUCGGAGUUGAACUAACGUGAGCAAUGCUGACAUCUGUUGGCAAAGCUACAGGAAUGGAUUAGAAAUAAAUCAGAUUGCUGCAUGCAUGCCCUUAAGAAAACUUUUGUUUUGUGCAUGUUUACUUGCUUGAUAAAGUAACUUAGAAUUUGUAUGUUCAGUUUUGGCUAUAAUUUUACAGUGGCUUUUUAUGUUAGCAUUUUACGUAUGAGUUAAAUGGUGGAAAUGAAUAACUGGUGCUAAAUUGGAUAUUCCUUUAUUACUAGUUAUUCCUAACGUUGUAGGCAGUUACGAGCUAAAUUUAAAAAAAACCUGAAAUGAGUUCAUUAAUUAGUUUGUUGUGUCUAAUGUGAAACAACAGCAGAUACCACAAACUAUUUUAAUGUUUGUUUUAAUGACAUUCCCCCCCCCCUUCCCUCCUCAUGCACCUGUAUUUGUACUGUCUUCAUACUUGGGAGUCCUGUACUUUUAAUGUGCACCCAAUUAAGACUACGAGUUGACAUAAGUUAGGGAAUUUGCCAUCAUCUUAUUUUAAUAAGUAAUAUUUCUGAAGCUCUCAUUGUAUAUUUAAGAAUCCUUCAUACCAUAAUAACAAAAUAGGCAUUCUAACCCGACUCUUAAGUUGACUUUCUCCAUCACAAUGCACAAUAAAAAGACGAGCCUAAAGGGAAAGGAGUGAUAGCUGGGCUUUGAAUAAUUGUACCUUGGUUUUCGAACAACUUUGUUCUUGAACCCU
Molecule: messenger RNA, 3323 nt
Organism: Podarcis muralis (Common wall lizard)
Lineage: Eukaryota; Metazoa; Chordata; Lepidosauria; Squamata; Lacertidae
Product: formin-1-like
Source: RefSeq, a predicted model, not a curated record